This is a messenger RNA of Lachancea meyersii CBS 8951, 960 nucleotides long. NCBI's taxonomy places the organism in Eukaryota, Fungi, Ascomycota, Saccharomycetes, Saccharomycetales, Saccharomycetaceae. The record is from the annotation of a GenBank genome assembly.
AUGCGUGGUCAUUGCCUAAAACUGCUGACUAGAAAGUAUUCAAGCUAUCCCUUGAAUACCAGCAUUUCUCGCCCCAAAACUAUAGCAGAUCUCUACGCCAAGUAUAAUGCACAACAACCUAUAACAAUGGUCACGGCGUACGACUUUGUAACCGCCAAUUGGGCUCAAGCAGCUGAGUGCGAUGUCAUUCUAGUCGGGGACUCACUGGCAACGUGUGCAUUGGGUUACGAGUCUACCAAUCAGAUCGGACUUGAGGAGUUCCGUUAUCACGUUCAGGCUGUGUGCAGAUCGCCCGGUCCGGCCUUCGUCAUGGUGGAUAUGCCAUUUGGAAGUUUUGAGUCCAGCAUUCAACAGGGCGUUGAGACAGCAAUUGCAUUUAUGAAAGGCUCACCACGAGUGGGAGCCGUCAAAAUAGAGGUGGGAAGUGCCUCGAGUGCUUUUCAAGAACAGGAUUAUUCAUUGAAAUUAGCGGCAGAAUUGUGUUCUCGAGGAAUCCCAGUCAUGGGCCAUGUAGGGCUUACACCACAACGGGCACAUUCUCUGAGUGGCUUUAAAGUCCAAGGAAGCAAAUCAGCAGAAGACGCGGCUGCUAUCUACCAUACUGCUCAGCAAUUGCAAAAUGUUGGCUGCUUCUCAGUUCUUCUCGAGUGCGUACCGCACAAGGUUUCCUCGUACAUCACUGAAAAACUAAGUGUACCCACAAUUGGCAUAGGUGCUGGUCUUGGCGUGAGUGGUCAAGUUUUGGUGCAGUCUGAUGUUCUGGGAAUGGCCCCUCACACAGUGCCCAAAUUGGCACGCAAAUAUGGAGAUUUACACUCUCAAAGCGUUGGGCUAAUUCGGCAAUACGCCAACGAUGUCACUGCACGGACAUUUCCUGACAACAGCAAGAAUGGUUUCAAGAUAAAAGACGUAGUAUGGGCUGAGUUUUUAGAGCGGGUCUCCUGCAGUAACGCGAAAUGA